AUGUCCAGCCAAGGCCCCCUAACAACUUGGCUCCUCGAAAGCUCCCCCCAAUCCCUCACCCGUGCAACAAACCAUCCUUUCCUCGCCGCCGCCGGCCGCGGCACCCUCCCCAAACCAAUCCUCUCCCAAUGGCUCUCCCAAGAUAGACUAUACGCACAAUCCUACAUCCGCUUCAUGGGCCAACUCCUCUCCAAAAUCCGCCUAGACGCCCGCUCCACAAACCCCAAAGCCUCCCAAGCCUCAACAGCAGACCAACAAGCCGUCGACAUCCUCAUCGACGCCCUCGUCAAUAUCCGCACCGAGCUCCGCUUCUUCGAGUCCACCGCAAAGGAAUACGGGCUCGAUCUCUCCGCCAUCUCCGUCGACGAAGGCGGCCACUGCCUCGCCGUCAACGGCUCCGGCUGCAUCACCACCUCCGCCGGCAUCUCGACCACGGGCUCAGGCUCCUGUCCCGGCUUCACCGGCGCCGCAGGCCCAAUGGGCGGCAAGGUGAUCGGCAGCAGCAAGACCGGCGGCUACGGCACCAGCAAGGACGAGCUCGACCUGCCGCUCUCGACCAUCGAAUCCGGCGAGCUCGAUUCCGGCGACAGUAUCCUCCACCGCCUCUGUGCGGCGCAGGGCGAGUGCCAGGUGCAGAGCGCUGGGGACGUGUGCCAUGCGUCUGCGGCUGCGUCGGCGGCUGGUGUCAAGAAUAAGAAUCCAAUUGCGUUUACGCCGGAGGGCGAGCCGGUUGUGCCGUCUGGGGCUGGGGGGCGGCCGGCUUCGCUGGAGCCGCUGGAGCGUGGCGGGCCGGUUUUCUUUGCGGCGACGAGGAUUACGCGCGCGUAUAUUGAUAUGUUUAUGUCGGCGGGGAGUGCGGGCGUGCCGGUUAUUGAGGGCUUGACUGUUUUGUGGGCGACGGAGGUGUGUUAUUUGAGGGCUUGGAAGUAUGCUGCGGCGUUUUUGAAGGCGAGGGAGGGUAAGGAUGAUGGGGCGCGGGAUGCGGAUGGGGGUGCGUUGCGGGAGAAGUUUAUUCCUAAUUGGUCGAGCGAUGAGUUUGAGGCUUUUGUGGAUCGCAUUGGGGAGGUUUUGAAUAUUUUGGCUAGUCAGUGUAAGGGGGCUGAAGAGUGUGAGAUGAUGCGGGGUCGGUGUUUGGAGUGGUGGAGGCAGGUUGUAUGGCUGGAGCAGCGGUUCUGGCCUAUGAUGGAGGAGUAUUGA
This is a messenger RNA of Penicillium verhagenii, 1197 nucleotides long. Its product is annotated as putative transcription regulator PAB1642. Bases 1 to 1197 code for a protein of 398 amino acids. The record is from RefSeq and is a predicted model, not a curated record. NCBI's taxonomy places the organism in Eukaryota, Fungi, Ascomycota, Eurotiomycetes, Eurotiales, Aspergillaceae. The transcript has a single exon.